CACCAACGACCCUCUCUUUCGCCCGUCCUAACCGAUCCCGCGAAAAAUUAAUCAAGAUGGUCAACGUCCCAAAGACCCGACGAACGUACUGCAAAGGCAGAGACUGCAAGAAGCACACCCAGCACAAGGUCACACAAUACAAGGCCGGAAAGGCAUCGCUGUUCGCCCAGGGAAAGCGUCGUUAUGAUCGCAAGCAGAGUGGUUAUGGUGGUCAGACGAAGCCCGUGUUUCACAAGAGGGCGAAAACGACUAAGAAGGUUGUACUGCGGUUAGAGUGCACUGUCUGCAAGACCAAGGCUCAGCUAGCUCUCAAGCGAUGCAAGCACUUCGAGUUGGGUGGAGACAAGAAGACGAAGGGUGCUGCGUUGGUCUUCUGAGCGUGUUCACUUCUCUCUCUUUUUGUGGGGCCUCGGCGUAGUCUUCUUUGGUGGAUGGAUAGUGGUGGGAUUGCAUUCCCAGUCAAUUCAUGCAACGGUGGGACGGCGGGGACGGCUUUGAGGAAUGAAAGGACGCCAACCGCAUACAUGGAUGGUAUUCUACUUGUGCAUCAAAUGGAAGUCGGCUGAAGGCCUGCAUUGAAAAAUUCAUGGGGUGUACACUGAGGUGAAGCAUGAACAGUCGAUUGUAGUAUUCGGAUCCAAGUUCCGAUAUCGCAUUUGCCUCGCUAGUAGGUUGCUUAAACUAACGUCCUCUAAU
Messenger RNA from Lindgomyces ingoldianus, 696 nucleotides. RefSeq names its product 60S ribosomal protein L42. The coding region runs from base 57 to 377 and encodes 106 amino acids. NCBI's taxonomy places the organism in Eukaryota, Fungi, Ascomycota, Dothideomycetes, Pleosporales, Lindgomycetaceae. The record is from RefSeq and is a predicted model, not a curated record. Gene Ontology annotation, molecular function: structural constituent of ribosome. Gene Ontology annotation, biological process: translation. Gene Ontology annotation, cellular component: cytosolic large ribosomal subunit; ribosome. The transcript has 5 exons.